AUGGGAAACAACAUGACUUUAAUCACAGAGUUCAUCCUUGUGGGAUUCCCCGUGGGCCCGAGGAUGCAGAUCCUCCUCUUCGGCCUCUUCUCCUCCUGCUACGUCUUCACUCUGCUGGGCAACGGCUCCAUCCUGGGGCUUAUCUGCCUGGAGUCCAGACUGCACACCCCCAUGUACUUCUUCCUCUCCCACCUGGCCCUCGUGGACAUGGCCUAUGCCUGCAACACGGUGCCCCAGAUGCUGGUGAACCUCCUCCGCCCAGCCAAGCCCAUCUCCUUUGCUGGAUGCAUGACUCAGACCUUCCUCUUCUUGACGUUUGCGCACACGGAAUGUCUCCUCCUGGUGGUGAUGUCCUACGAUCGGUACGUGGCCAUCUGCCAGCCCCUCCGAUACUCUUCCAUCAUGAGCUGGAGAGUCUGUGUGACCCUGGUGGUCACUUCCUGGGUGCUAGGAGUCAUCUUGGCCCUGGUCCACUUAGUAUUACUCCUUCCAUUGCCUUUCUGUGGAUCUCAGAAACUGAAUCACUUUUUCUGUGAAGUUAUAGCUGUCCUCAAACUGGCAUGCGCAGACACCCACCUCAAUGAGGUCAUGGUUCUGGCCGGGGCCGUGUCUGUGCUGGUGGGACCAUUCUCCUCCAUCGUGGUAUCUUAUGUUCACAUUCUGUGUGCCAUCCUGAGGAUUCAGGCCCCUCAGGGGCGCCAGAAAGCCUUCUCCACCUGCUCCUCCCACCUCUGUGUGGUUGGACUGUUUUACAGUACAGCCAUUGUCACGUAUGUCGGGCCCCAACACGGGAGCGCCGAGGAGCAAAAGAAAUACCUGCUGCUCUUCCACAGCCUUUUCAAUCCCAUGCUGAACCCUCUGAUCUAUAGUCUGAGGAACAAAGAGGUCAACCGUGCUCUGAAGAAGAUGCUUGCCAAGGAGAGCGCCUCCUGA
Jaculus jaculus (lesser Egyptian jerboa) is the source of this 933-nucleotide messenger RNA. Its product is annotated as olfactory receptor 13. Gene Ontology annotation, molecular function: olfactory receptor activity; G protein-coupled receptor activity. Gene Ontology annotation, cellular component: membrane. Lineage: Eukaryota; Metazoa; Chordata; Mammalia; Rodentia; Dipodidae. Gene Ontology annotation, biological process: G protein-coupled receptor signaling pathway. The coding region runs from base 1 to 933 and encodes 310 amino acids. The transcript has a single exon. The record is from RefSeq and is a predicted model, not a curated record.